CAUGCUUUUAAUCGUGAAGAAAAUUUCAAUUACGUUGGCGAGUACCCACCCAUGGAUGCUUAUGAUCCUGAUAGCUUCGAUAGCAAGAAACGAGAUGCCUUUAAAACGUGGUACAAUGAAAAAGUAGCCUCAAAUGCAAUCUUUAAUUUCCAAGAGGAACUGUUGGCCUAUUGCAAAUCGGAUGUCCAAUUGCUCAAGGAAGGAAGUUUAAAAUUUAUUCAAGAAUUUGAAGAAAUCGCCGGGUUUAAUCCCCUCGCUACGUCUAUUACCAUUGCCUCCGCCUGCAANUGCUUAUGAUCCUGAUAGCUUCGAUAGCAAGAAACGAGAUGCCUUUAAAACGUGGUACAAUGAAAAAGUAGCCUCAAAUGCAAUCUUUAAUUUCCAAGAGGAACUGUUGGCCUAUUGCAAAUCGGAUGUCCAAUUGCUCAAGGAAGGAAGUUUAAAAUUUAUUCAAGAAUUUGAAGAAAUCGCCGGGUUUAAUCCCCUCAUCACGUCUAUUACCAUUGCCUCCGCCUGCAACCAUUUCUGGAGAAAAGAAAAGUUGGAAGAAGAUUUAAUUGCUUUGGAACCUGCAGGCGGAUGGCAUGGUAACCAUAUAAAUCAAAGCAGCAUUGCCCUGGAAUGGUUGUACUGGCAGGACUUCCAGCGUGGAGGAAUGGGGCGUGUCCGCCACGUGCGGAAUGGUGGCGAGGUCCAGGUGUUGACCCCUGCUCAAAGUUAUUAUGUGGAUGGGUUUGACCAACAGACAAAUACCGUAUUCGAAUUUUACGGAUGCUAUUUUCACGGCUGUCCGCGUUGUUUUAAGAAAGAACGAAAUGUAAGAAGAAAUUGCCAUCGUGAUCGCACCGUGGAAGAAGUCUAUCAAGCCACCUUAAAAAAAGCCGCCAUGUUGAGAGAAGCCGGUUAUACAGUCAUAGAAGAAUGGGAAUGUCAUUACAAACAAGAAAAGAAAACAAAUGUGGAAUUGCAAGCCUUUUUGAACGAACUGGAAAUGGUCGAACCCAUCAACCCAAGAGAUGCUUUUUAUGGGGGACGAACAGGGGCGGUGUCUCUCCAUUGCAAAGCUGCCUCGCCAGAUCUCAUUAAAUAUGCUGACGUCAUUUCUCUUUACCCAUUUGUGAACAAAUACAAAGAAUACCCUGUCAGAUUUCCUAUCAUUUAUACAUCACCAUCAGAUCAGGACAUUACUCAUUAUUUUGGCAUCGCGAAAAUUGACAUUCUUCCGCCUCAGUUUCUCUACCACCCGGUAUUACCCUAUCGAGCAGGGGGUAAAUUGACCUUUCCAUUGUGUGCUGCCUGUGUGCACGAACAGCAGCAAAAACCAUGGCUGGACAGAACGAACAUGUGUGCCCAUACUGAUAACGAAAGAAUGCUGCGUGGUACAUGGGCCACCAUCGAAAUCCAAAAAGCUGUGGAACUAGGAUACCAUGUUUUAAAGAUCCACGAAGUGUGGCAUUUUCAAGAACAAGAUCGACGAACUGGUCUGUUUGCCGACUAUGUCAACACUUGGCUUAAGAUCAAGCAAGAGUCAGCGGGCUGGCCAGAUGACUGUCGCACCUCAGAAGACAAGCAGAAUUACAUCAGACGGUACCAGGAGCGGGAAGGGAUCACCCUUGAAAACGUCGCCAAAAACCCGGGAAGGAAACAAGUGGCCAAAAUGAUGCUCAACUCGUGAGUGUUUGUUUAUGUUUACAAUAACUUAACAUGCAGUAAAAGUCUGCAUUUUAACCUUGUUAGUGGCAGGAAAAGUCUGCAUUUAAGAAACACCGUGUUGAAAGAAAGUACAAACACUCUUUGACCUAAAAACUUAAGGGAAAUGUAUGAAAACAAUGCAGAAAAAGUCUGCAUUUUAACGUUGUUAUUUGCAGGAAAAGUCUGCCAUUUAAGAACACCUCUAAUAUGUUUUAUGUUCUUUUCUACCAGCUUUUGGGGAAAAUUUGGCGAACGAAAUAAUAAACCCAGUACGCAUGUCAUUCAGUCUGCCCAUGGUCUCUACAGCCUUUUGAAAGACCCCAGUUACCACAUCAGCAACAUACGCGUGUGUUCAGAAGACGUGUUGGAGGUCGUGACUACCCGUGCAGAGGAACAAGUGGAACAGAAUCUGAAAACCAACAUCUUUGUGGCCGUCUACACCACCGCCCAUGCUCGCCUGACCCUGUAUUCAGCCUUAGAAACCCUUCAGCAACGUGUCCUUUAUUAUGACACGGACUCCGUGAUUUACAAAUGGCGCCCCGGUCAAGUAGAAAUUCCCUUAGGUGUUUUUUUAGGAGAUUUUACAGACGAAACGGACGGAGAUCCCAUCAUAGAAUUUGCUAGUGGGGGAGCCAAAAACUAUGGGUAUGAAACCAGGGGAGGGAAAGUUGAAUGUAAAGUCAGAGGGUUUUCUCUGAACUACAGAAAUAAGUUGCUUUUGAAUUUUUAUGCUUUACGUGAUAACAUUUUAAAAGAGUUGGAUGACCCU
Messenger RNA from Porites evermanni, 2461 nucleotides. The record is from the annotation of a GenBank genome assembly. Lineage: Eukaryota; Metazoa; Cnidaria; Anthozoa; Scleractinia; Poritidae.